CCGAUACUUAGUAAUUGGAACCGCGGAAUUACUGCGCCAUUUGCAUGUGUCAUAAACUUGGGGUCCCCAAACCGAUGUUUCUCCACCUGUUCACCUUAUCUCCCAUCCGUAACCGGCGCAAAUAUUUAUCAUCACCACGCAGUACAAGUCUCAUCCCUCGUCCCUUUUUACCAAAUUAGCGGCGCCGGCAGCACUUAUACGCCAAAAAUGGGUUCCACAGACACCACCUCCCCUUCCACCGGGCUUACCGGGGAGGAGGGCAACUUUGACGUCUUCAAGAACGACAUCCUCAUGCUUCACGUGCCCCUUCCCCCGGACCAAGCCUGGAUCGACAAACUAGAAAACAAAUACCCCGGCUUCAAAGUCCGGUGGGUACAUCGCUCAUGGCAAGACUACGGGCGGGAUGACGAGACCACUGCCGCCGAGGAGUAUGAGGGCGUCACCAUGUUGUGCUCGUUCUACCCUCACAAGGCCGAGCUGUUACCCAAGUUGAAAUGGGUGCAGCUUACGAGCGCGGGGGCGGAUCCGUGGUUGCAGCAUCCGUUGUAUUUGAACAAGGAGGUGGUGUUUUGUACUGCUAAUGGGUGUCAUCCCCCCCAAAUAGCCGAAUGGGUAAUCGGCACCUACCUAAUGCUCUCGCACCACUUCCUCUCCUACCACGACGCCGCCGUCCAGCACGGGCAAUCCCAAGUCCUGCGGCACCUAACCACCGUCGACUCGCCCGGCAUGCGCAUGGGCAUCCUCGGUUACGGCGCCAUCGGCCGGCAGGUCGCUCGCGUCGCGCAGGCUAUGGGCAUGGAAAUCUACGCUUACACGCGCCGGCCCAAACCGACUCCCGAGUCCCGCAAGGACGACUCUUACCACGUUCCCGGCACCGGCGAUCCGGACGGCGUGAUCCCUACCAAGUGGUUCUCUGGUUCUUCGCGGGAGGACAUCGAUCACUUCCUUGCGCAGGACUUGGACGUACUGGUCGUUUCGCUGCCGCUUACCGAGUCUACCAAACAAAUAAUCGGUCGCAAGCAGUUCGACAUUCUCAGCAAGAAAAAGACUUUUCUUUCCAACAUUGCUAGGGGCCAGCACGUCGACACGGACGCCUUGGUGGAAGCGCUGAAGGAGGGCAAGAUCAGGGGCGCGGCGCUGGAUGUUACGGACCCGGAGCCGUUGCCCGAGGGACAUGAACUCCUAAAAAUGCCGGGCAAGUGCUUUGUUACGCCGCAUGUUAGUUGGCAGACGCCGUUUUAUUUUGAGCGGGUUAAGGCUAUAUUGGAGCAGAAUUUGGAGAGAAUGAGGAAAGGGGAGAGGUUGGUGAAUUUGAUGGAUCGGGAGAGUGGGUAUUAG
Molecule: messenger RNA, 1338 nt
Organism: Neurospora tetraspora
Lineage: Eukaryota; Fungi; Ascomycota; Sordariomycetes; Sordariales; Sordariaceae
Exons: 2
Coding region: 208-1338 (376 amino acids)
Molecular function (GO): NAD binding
Source: RefSeq, a predicted model, not a curated record